AGAUAUCGACGAAGGCGAGCGAGUUCGAAGUUGCGGAACCUCUCUCGAAACCCAUUGGCUGGCAAACCUUCUUUCUAAGAGCUAACAUCUGAUGCGACAUGAUUACUUGCAGUUUUAUGGGUCCUUGCUCCGUGGUACCGAUGACGGUUGUUGUGGAUAGCCCCUGUCAACUUGCAUGACCUCACCGUUUAAGCUCCAAAAACCCCAUAUCUCAGAGCGGAAAACUUUGGCAAGCACAUAAAUUUAGCUUGUGAGACACAUUGGAAAGUUGAUUCGAUCCGGCCGCCCUUACGGAGAACGUAUUCGAAAUGGAGACUGUCAAUCGGCCUAAUGAAUGGAAAAUUGAACAAGGCCUAGCAGGUGCUGAGCUGCCCUUCCUCGACCAGACUGGGCGUGACACAGUUGCAAUCCCACCGCAGAAAUGGGUAGGUUUCUGGAAAGAUGAAGAGGCUAUCAAAGCUUUCGGUGACCCGAAGCAACUCUUUGCUAGAGAACUCGAAGGUUGGAAAGGGUAUGUGGAAUGGGAAAAGUAUCCGGAGAAGAAGGCCAUAGCCCAUAAGAUACUCACCUCUCAAUCUUUCCCCCCGCAUCCAGAAUACCAAAUGUCACCAAUUCCAGACACGAAUCCCGUUCUUGACGGAUAUCGUUGGAAAUUGUGGCAUCAGGCACUCGGCGGCGAGCUGGAUUCGGUUCCCGACGACUCUUGGGCAAUGGUCUUGAAGGAGAAACACCCUGAGAUGUUGCAUCUUCUUCAGUUUCCCUACAAUGGCGAACCUCCAAAACGACUUGUGACGUCGAAGCCGGUCACACCAAAUCCUCUUCAUUUCGUUCGAAACCAUGGCGGCAUACCCAUAAUCGACAAGGACAAAUUUAGCAUGACCCUAGAUGGACUAGUCGCCGACCCGAAAGUUUACAGCCUCGAUGAUUUGAUGGAUGAGUCUAAAUUUCCGCGGAUGGAGAAAGUAGUCACGAUGCAGUGCUCUGGAACUCGUCGGAUAGAGCAAAUCUGUCUGUACCCUGGGCAGGGAGACGAACUUCCGCAGGCCCCAUGGGCAGAAGGUGCAAUUGGAACAGCGAAAUAUGUCGGGGUCAGCCUGAAAAAGGUGAUCAAGGACUGCGGUGGCCUUAUCAAUGGAGCGAAACACCUGGAACUCUAUGGUGCCGAGACCUAUUUCAAGGCCGACCAGGUCAUGAACUACCUCGUGAGCGUUCCAUGGUCGAAGGUCAAGGCGAACGAGGUCAUGCUUGUCUGGGAAAUGAACGGCGAGCCAUUGCCCAAGAUCCACGGUUAUCCAUUGAGAGUGGUAGUGCUGGGAUAUAUCGGCGCUCGAAGUGUUAAGUGGCUUUACCGGAUUAAAGCCAUUGAGACUCCCUCUCUGGCGCCUGUCCAGAGCAAGGAGUAUCUUUACUUCAACCAGCAAGUCGGCAAGCAUAAUCAACGUCCAACGGACGGGAUUCAGAUUCAAGAGAUGCCGGUGAGCAGCGCAAUUAUGUCUCCCUGGACGAAACAAGUUGUCAUACAUAACGGCUCGAUCCGGUGCAAAGGCUGGGCCUAUUCUGGUGGUGGAAGAUGGCCUGAGCGAGUGGAAUUGUCUGCUGAUGGCGGCUUCAGUUGGUACUCUGUGCCUAACGAGAACUUGUCAAAGAAGGGCAAGUGGACAUGGCGAACUUGGGAGUAUGACCUUCCUUGCGACGUUGAAGGAUGGAUCGAAAUCGUCUGCCGAUGCUGGGAUAAUUCCCUAAAUACCCAGCCUUUGGCCGUCCGCGCCGCAUGGAAUUGGGGUCUUCAUGUGACAAGUUCAGCUCAUAGAAUCAGUGUCUAUAGCAUCAACAAGAGUCGAGAUUUGACGAAGCAGCGGUUUGAAAAAUUCGACCACUUGGGUAUACCGCUUGCCCCCAUUACCCAGCCUGAGGAGUUUCAAACACAGAGCUGGGAAGAGUAUGAGAAGUUUUGGAAAGAACACGAUCCGAGAGACGUCGACGAAUAACGGUUCUAUGGAAGGAUGGCAGAGUUGGUCUUUCUGUUGUGAGAUGGAUCUUGGCCAAUGCGUCAUUUAAGCUUGAAGGUGCAAGUUUCGUUCAACGGAUGCGUUUAUUUUUGUUUUAGGCGUCGUAAUUGAUGCCGGAUUUGAUAGCUCGUUGCUCCAAGCGUGCCGGCGUGGUUGCCAGUUGAAAAUCGACUCUUCGUAUACGUGUUCAUACUGGUUGUUCUGGCCGCCAACUUGCUUAUGGAUGCUCACGGAUGCUCGGAAUGUCUGGUUCUCAAGUUGUAAACAGCUUCCUCGGCUUUUCUCGGCGUCGAGGUCGCUCAACGAGGUGGACUGCGAGCAACGCCGCCCU
Hyaloscypha bicolor E is the source of this 2340-nucleotide messenger RNA. RefSeq names its product sulfite oxidase. Bases 309 to 1988 code for a protein of 559 amino acids. Gene Ontology annotation, cellular component: mitochondrion. The transcript has 3 exons. The record is from RefSeq and is a predicted model, not a curated record. NCBI's taxonomy places the organism in Eukaryota, Fungi, Ascomycota, Leotiomycetes, Helotiales, Hyaloscyphaceae. Gene Ontology annotation, molecular function: molybdenum ion binding; oxidoreductase activity.